Messenger RNA from Sycon ciliatum, 1749 nucleotides. RefSeq lists its product as uncharacterized. Bases 344 to 1183 code for a protein of 279 amino acids. The record is from RefSeq and is a predicted model, not a curated record. The transcript has 3 exons. Lineage: Eukaryota; Metazoa; Porifera; Calcarea; Leucosolenida; Sycettidae.
CUCGUCAGACCCUCUUUGUCUGCUUGUGCAUUGCAUGCAGUGGCACAGGCCAAAUUAUCAGCUUGAGCUAGAAGAGGCUGUUCGUAGCGCUACAGAAUUCCUUCAUGUCUGAGAGUGCUGGACUCUAGUACUAGUAGAUGCCAUGACUUGUCUUUUCUGAAGCUGCCUCUGACCUGUGCCUGUGGGCUCCGAGUGCGGUGAAGUUAGUAAGUUAGUUUACUCUACCGCGCAAUCGUGUACACUAAGUGCACUACUGUGCGACCAGUCAACCUCAUUCCGAUUUAAGUUCACUCUCAACAGACUCAGUAGUCAGUAGUGUUUUUGCCUUGGUCUAGAUGUUAGUAUGGAAAACGUCAGUAGCGAAGCAAGGGAUACCAUGGAGGCGAGGCCGCGUGCUAGGUCACGUUCACACACGAGUGUAUCGCGCCAGGAUCACUCAUUGUCGCCGCGUCCAUUGCCUGCAACACUCACGGCACCAACAAUGGAGCGACCGUCAACAGUGACGGGCGUGGACAAACAGCGGCAUGCUGUACCAACCGCCCCACAUUACCAAGGUGCCGCCGCACGCCCGUUGCCAGCCCUGCCACCUUCUCCUCCACCUCAACCGCCACCGCCACCACCAACCACACAGCAAUCGGAGGAACGCAGCACCUCCGAGAGCGUGAAGAGGAGCCUUGAGCGGAUCACCAGCAAGCUGCUGCUGCUGGCGGAGACUCAUCCCGGUGUGUUCAUGACCAGACAUUCACUGGCACCCUUUCGUCACCUCUUGGUACUGCUAGGCGACAGCUGUGAGGAUGCUGAGGUCGUACUAGGCAACAAUGUCACUCGCUUCACGGGACCAAAUGCAGGACAGAACCUGAAAUGCAUCAUACAGCCAGUCCUGCUGAGAUGGAAGAACUCCCACCACAGGACCUUGUCCACCAUGGACCCAUAUGAAGAAAUCAUGGCAUAUCUGGAUAACUGCCAACUGGGGGAAGUAAUGUCCGAGCUUCAAAAUGGCAAGCUGGUCCUUUCUUCUCAGCACGUACCCGUCCCCUACUACGAGAGCUCCAGCGUCAUCAGACAAGAACUCCAUACUGAACACCAGAUCAAUGAUGAGCAGCAGGACUCCGGCUAUGGGUGUGGAACAGUAUCAGCGUUGAAGGAGACCAGUAGGGGCAAACCAGAACCAACAUACACGUAAUACGAAAUGACCGAUGUGUUCCGUGAACAAAUACGCUCAUGGCGUCCCUGCCAUGUUGCGAGCUAUAUCGCCACCCGCAUCAUUCUACCUUAUAACCAGAGAACACUUCUAGCGAUACCUCUGCCUUUGGCAGGGAAAGGAUUUUUCACUCUCUUAGUUUCUAGUCCAGGGCAGACCGUUUAGCAAUGCCACGGAAUGUUAAUCAUGUUGUCGAAGUGGACGGAGAAAACUUGAGAGUAUGCAUGUCUGCGUGUGAUAUUGAAAAGUUACUAGUGCCGCUGUUGAGACUUUUAUGUAUAUGCGGAUACAUUUAACUGUUUGUUUCGCUAAUGGUCCUGUUCACAAUACCUGCGUAUUCCAUUCUCUCAGUAAACCCAUAUGUCGCUUCUUACCAUAUAUUUUUAUCCUGCAAGCUUGCUGUAUCUGGUGCACAGCACGACUCAAGCUGACCAUAUUGUCAACCAAGCCUUCAUGAUCCACAGUUUUCAUUCACUGAUUUCCCUAUGUACAUUUUAUUACCGCGUUCAUGCUAAGAGAUGCUGAAUAAUUCUGUACCUCGUCAGACA